Messenger RNA from Sebastes umbrosus (honeycomb rockfish), 4578 nucleotides. RefSeq names its product toll-like receptor 2. Gene Ontology annotation, biological process: immune response; inflammatory response; toll-like receptor signaling pathway. The coding region runs from base 325 to 2718 and encodes 797 amino acids. The record is from RefSeq and is a predicted model, not a curated record. Gene Ontology annotation, cellular component: membrane. The transcript is spliced from 2 exons. Lineage: Eukaryota; Metazoa; Chordata; Actinopteri; Perciformes; Sebastidae. Gene Ontology annotation, molecular function: triacyl lipopeptide binding; protein binding; transmembrane signaling receptor activity.
GCACAGAUUCAAAACAGGGUUUCCUCAUAAUGUAGCUCAGAAAAGUCUCCUUGUUCGGUGAACGUCUUUUAAACUGUCUGCUGUUGACACACAACCAAACUGUGAAACCAAACAAACCAAAAAAUAGACUGUGAGAACAUCUAAUCCCAAAGCUCUGCCAGGAAACUAUUUUUUAUUUCUGUCACUCUACUUCCUAAUGUGGCAGAGAUAUUGGGAAACAUUUUGUAAACUGGAGAAGUGAUGCAGGAAAGAUAAAUCAGUGAAUACAUCCUCUUUGCCGAAGAAGAGAUUUCAGAGACACCGAGACUCAUCAAGUGUUUCAAGAUGAGAAUCCUGACCUUCCUCACGUUUGUCCUGCUGCUAACGCAUCAAAGCGUCUCGCUCUCCAGACCACAGUGUCACAGCUGUGAACAAACAUCCUGUGACUGCUCGAGACAAGACCUGAGGACGGUCCCUGCAGCCCCUUCACAGCUCAUCACUGAACUCGAUCUCUCAUUCAACACACUGCGGUCAAUACGGAAAAAUGACUUUGUCGCGUUUGCCAGUUUAAAGUCUUUAAUCAUGAGUAACAACAUAAUCCAAGAGAUCCAGGAGCAAGCAUUUGUCCCGCUGACUAAUUUGGAGAAACUGGACUUGUCCUCAAACAGACUGGAUACGUUGUCUGCUGGAUGGUUUGGAAACCUUUUUUCACUUCGGCACUUGAAUCUUCUGGGGAACAAAUAUAAAAUGUUGGGUCAAGGCAAUCUUUUCCAGCCACUGAAGAGAUUAAAGACUCUACAUUUUGGAGGACCGAACCUUCAAUCUGUCAGAAAAAGUGACUUUUCUGGCCUCAGUGGUCUUGAAGAGGUUGUUUUUGAUGGAGUUAAUCUGCGAGUCUAUGCAGAAGGAAGUUUGACACAAAUUGGGCCAAUUAAAUUUGUAACACUUGGUCUGAAUGGUCCGUUUUGGAGAAAUCCAGCGCUAGUAGAAGCUAUUCUGUCUGAUGUUGUACACCCAAACACAACCCUGACAUUCACUGACACCCGGUUCUCCACAGAGGAUCAGAUGUUCCCAUUCAAAGUGGCCCGCGACGGCGGAACUAAAAGCGUUAUCUUUAAAAAUGUUAAUUUUACCAUUUCUGCUUGUAUGGCAUUUCUGAAUUUGCUGUCGGGCUCGAAUUUAACUACGACGGCUUUUGAAGAUAUUAAUUUCUACUUAAGUCCUGUGGGUAUCGUUACAUUUCCCCCACACAUGGACCGUUUGGAGGCUGCCAUCUUCAAAAACGUUAAUUUCCCUCAGUUUUACAGAUUCCCAGCCCUCUUUUUCCUGCAACCCAUGCUGAGUGUUGUGCGAAGGGUGUCCGUGAUAAACUGCAAGUUGUUCCUCAUUCCUUGUGGAUCCUCUGCUGAAUACACAAAGCUGGAGUAUUUCGACAUCAGUGACAACUUGCUUAGUGAUCAGCUCUUAAGCGAAAUGAUGUGCGAUGGCAAAGGUGUCUUUUGGAGUCUGCAAACCAUCAAUGUCAGCAGGAAUCAUCUGCAUUUCAUCAACAGCCAGCUCUUCACUAAACUACAAAAGCUUAAAAACAUUGACAUGAGUGGAAAUGUGUUUCGAAGUAUGCCUGAGACUUGUUCCUGGCCACCAAAUCUCCAGUUCUUAAACCUCUCAUCAACACAUUUAACAGAAGUAACCACUUGUUUGCCGGUUAGUUUACACAUCCUCGAUCUAUCGGACAAUAGCUUGACCGUGUUCAACAUCGAACUACCUUUUCUUACUGACUUAUACAUCUCUGGCAACAAGAUUGGUAGUUUGCCAGACGGUCGUUUAUACCCUCGUCUCACAUUUCUCUCUAUUCAAAACAACGACAUACAGGCGUUCAGCGGUAAUAAUCUAAAUGAUUAUAAUAAUCUGAAGAGUUUGAAGGCUGCUGCUGACAAGUAUGACUGUUCAUGUGACUUUGUGGCGUUCAUGACGUCUGACCGGAUGAAUCAUCGAGUCACAUUUAGAGAUGAGUUCAAGUCGUACGUCUGUGACUCCCCUGACACCGUGAGAGGAAAGAGUGCGGCAGACGCAAAGUUGUCAGUGUUUGAAUGCCACACAGCUUUAGCUUUAUCUUUACUCUGCUCAGGGAUCCUGGUGAUGUUUCUGCUCGUUGCUGGUUUGUGUCACAAGUUCAGCGUUGUGUGGUAUAUGAAGAUGACCUGGGCCUGGUUGAAAGCCAAAAGGAAGCCAAAGUUAAAAAAGGGACAGCUCGAGUACGACGCCUUUGUGUCCUACAGUGAAAUGGACUCUGGUUGGGUGGAAGCACAUCUGGUCGCGGAGCUGGAGCAGGCCGAGCCUCCGCUCCGGCUCUGCCUCCACAAGAGAGACUUUGUUCCCGGCGGCUGGAUCUUGGACAACAUCAUGGAUGCCAUAGAGAAGAGUCACAGAACUCUGUUUGUCCUUUCUCAGCAUUUUGUCAGCAGUGAAUGGUGCAAGUAUGAGCUAGAUUACACCCAUUUUAGAUUGUUUGACCAAAACGACGACACAGUUGUGCUGAUUCUGUUGGAGCCCAUUGACAAAAAGACCAUCCCCAAAAAGUUCUGCAAGCUGCGGAGAGUCAUGAACUCCAGGACGUACCUGGAGUGGCCUGAUGAUGAUGACCAGAUCCCCGGGUUCUGGCAAAGCUUGAGAACGGCUAUUAAAAGACCUGAGACUGAUGAUCGGAACUCUUUACAGGCUUUCAAUGUGGACCCUUAAUUUCGUUUUUGGCUUAUGUUGAUUUGUCGCAAGGAGAAAUGCACACGGUAUAUAAAAGAUCCAAACGUUUCCUCGUCACAAUUCCACGUCAGCACAUAUCCGUGCGACCAUCCUUGCGCAAAGUAUAACCGAAGAUUUAGGCUUCAGCUCCAUGACCCUGCCUCCUAACAAUUACGUUUCUGUUCUACAAAUUUGUUUUGCCAAUUAGGUUUUAUGAGGAAAUGUAAAUGUUGAAUGGAUAAUGUUCGUUGGCAACGUUUUUUCUAGUGUAGGAAGCGCUACAUUAGGUGUUUGGGGUGUAUUUUGGGUGUACAAAGUGCAGUACAUGUCAGUUGACUAUUACAGGGUGUAUUUGUUUUGUUUAACAUUGUGAGAUUCUGUCUAUCUGUCUGAUUCUCUGGGAUGCUUUGCAACUGCACAAGCCUUAAUAUGCUGUAACUGGGGCCAGGUUAUGUAUACGUUUAAUUCAACAUUACGAAGCAAAAACACAUUAUUCAAAAAGUGAAUUCAUGUCAUUAAGUUCUUGAACAAAGUACGUGUAGUGUGAAAGUAUAUAUUGUAACACAACAAGCUGAGUUGCGUAAAAGCAGUUAACAAAAAAAGAGAUAACAAAAAACGUGUUUAAUGGAACAAAUUAUAGUAUCACAUUUUUCUUGUAAAUUGAUUUUAUUCUGUAAGUAUGCAUUACCCUUUUCUCAUCCUUAAUCUCAUAUGAAACAAUACAAUAUAACAUUUGUACAAACUACUACUACGUCUAUACGUACAACAGUCUCCUAAUCUUUAACACAUAUAUGCACACAGUGUAUUCAUUAUUAUUACAUCAUUUCAAAAAGAUGGUUUCUAAUAUUGAUUUAACAAUUAUGGUUGGAAUUAAUUUACUAUAUACUCUAUUUCACUUAUAAGAUGUGUACGUGUGUGUGCAUGCGUGUGUGUGUUCAUGUGCUUGUGUGCCUAAAAGCGUGUGUAAUUCAUUGUCAGGCUCUUGAGAGCUGACAUAUUGCCGCUAUUGAUCUUUAGUCCUAAAAUCAACACAGAAGCCUGGAUACUGAUGACAGGCAGGCCAGGGGAGUCAGGGUGUCCUGAUAACACACACACACACACACACACAAACACACAUUAAUGCUCCACAUGCACAUAUAAACAGAAGCACAUGCACAUAUUUACAGAGUUACAGAUGUCUGUAAAGGUUGGUCAAAUCUGGGGAAGUGCAGGACUUCAUCAGCCAGACUUAAAAUCAUCAAAUCAUUGCUUUCAUGAUUGAAAUGUUAUAAACAUGCAUUUACGUGUUGUUCAUACUGUAUAAGUUUACUUCAUUCUGUGUUAUGCACUGUAAUUUUACUGUAUAUUUUCAUUUUGGUGUAUGGUUUUUAAAUAUAUCACAAUUAUUUUCAGUGCAGCUUUCUAGAGCUUUAGUGAAGCGUAAGAUCAUGUAGAGAUAGCAUUAUGUUUAAAAUGAUUUUACGUACUUAAGUAGUUUCUUUGGUAAAGAAAUUUGAUACUCCUUUGAAAAAAAAUUGCGUCUUGUGAGCCCGUACAUUUAGUCUGAACUCAUUUAUUUGUGUUUGUAAGAAAAAUGAAAUGAUAAAGUAGUUGUAGAAAACAGAAGAGCAGAGUUGGAGGAGCUCACAAAUUCUUAGAGACAGCUACUGAAAUAUUAAUAACUGAACAAACUUACAGAUGUUUGUUUACACCCAUGCUAAUAUUUAUCAAUCAUUGGAAAGUUUACUUUCUAUAUUUGUUGAAUUUUACAUUUUCUUGUAAUAGAGUGUUACAGGAAUGAGUCCUAAAACACAGAAAUGAGUUAGCAUUUUAGCACUUCCGGUUCCCUCGUCUGAAAGUCGAUGGGUUUUUUGAAUGGGU